Messenger RNA from Pseudoliparis swirei, 1575 nucleotides. It is a transcript of the gene fahd2a, whose product is annotated as fumarylacetoacetate hydrolase domain containing 2A. Bases 54 to 1025 code for a protein of 323 amino acids. Gene Ontology annotation, molecular function: hydro-lyase activity. NCBI's taxonomy places the organism in Eukaryota, Metazoa, Chordata, Actinopteri, Perciformes, Liparidae. The transcript is spliced from 8 exons. The record is from RefSeq and is a predicted model, not a curated record.
GACGGUACAAAGGGCAGGUAAGAAGUGUCGGCGGCCCGGUGCUCCAGUAGCAGAUGAGACUUCCUCUUGGUCCCUUUUGCAUCUUCAGGAGUUUGUUCCCUCAAAGGCAACAAGUCGCAAACCCACAGAGACGAGGCCUGAGCGGCGCAGCGAUGCGUCUGGUGCAGUUCAGACGGCGUGGCGACGGAGGCGGUGUCCGGGUGGGCGUGGAGCAAGGCGGCGAGGGGCUCGGCGUGGUGGAUCUGAAGGCGUUCGACCCCUCCAUGCCCUCGACGAUGAGAGAGCUGCUGGAGCUGGGAGCCGAGGGUCUGGAGCGGGCGCAGAGAGCCUUGUCGUCCGGCCGGUGCGUGGUGGAGCGCUCGGACAUCCAGCUGCUGUCCCCCGUGUCGGCCCCGGAGAAGGUGGUGUGCGUGGGCAUGAACUACCGGGACCACUGCCUGGAGCAGAACGCCCCGAUCCCCACAGAGCCCAUCAUCUUCAGCAAAUUCCCCAGCGCCAUCACGGGGCCGUACGACGACAUCGCCCUGCCCUCGGAGAGCCAGGAGGUGGACUGGGAGGUGGAGCUGGCCUUUGUGAUCGGACGAGGAGGAAAACACAUCAAGGAGGAGGACGCGCUCGCCCACGUGGCCGGUUUCACCGUGGCCAACGACGUCAGCGCGCGCGACUGGCAGAUGAGGCGCAACGGGAAGCAGUGGCUGCUGGGUAAAACGUUCGACAGCUUCUGUCCCCUCGGCCCCGCCUUGGUGACCACGGACUCGGUGAAAGACCCUCACAGCCUGGGCAUCCGCUGCCUGGUGAACGGAGACACAGUCCAGAGCAGCAACACCGAUCAGAUGAUCUUCCAGACGGAGGCGCUGGUUGCCUGGGUCUCAAAGUUCGUGACUCGGACUCCAGGAGAUGUUUUCCUGACGGGCACUCCUCCGGGCGUGGGCGUGUUCAGAACGCCGCCCAUAUUCCUCAAGAAAGGAGACGUGGUGGAGUGCCAGAUCGACCAGUUGGGCUCCAUCAUCAACAAGGUGGUGUAAACGAGGAGGAAGGAAUGUCAACAAGCUGAACUGCACUUUUGAUCCGGCCGCCUCACACAAUGAAUUACUGAAUCCACAAAGUGUCACUGUGUGUGUGUUCAUCACAGUAAUUGCGAGGGAGGAACCCAACGGUAUUUUUAUUUCAGGAAACCGGGUAAUUACGUGACUCAUGUGAAGCUUGACCUCGGCGAGUCAGUCAUUGCCUUCUGUAAAAACACCCAUCUAUACACCAGCAGCAGCCCGCUAUAGACUCAGGACCCUUAAAAUGUAAAAAAAGGUAUUUAAAUUAAGUUUAGUACUCAUGAUGAAUUGUAUAAGAAACUGUUCAACUAACUUCAGUUAACAACAAGUUAUCAGAUUUUCAGUUAAGGGAGGAAUUUAAGCUAAUUAAAAAUACUUUAAAGUGUCUCUUUUAUAUUGCCUGGGAGAAAAUGGUUCAUAAUGACUUUGAUCUGCUCUUUGAUUCGUGUACCUGCUCAAUUAAUUUUCUUGGCUUAAAUCACUGAAGUAGAUUUUUCCCCACUGAUAAACAGCUUCAGAGAAAUCACCA